Messenger RNA from Loxodonta africana (African savanna elephant), 1410 nucleotides. Its product is annotated as olfactory receptor 5V1-like. The coding region runs from base 312 to 1259 and encodes 315 amino acids. Lineage: Eukaryota; Metazoa; Chordata; Mammalia; Proboscidea; Elephantidae. The record is from RefSeq and is a predicted model, not a curated record. Gene Ontology annotation, cellular component: membrane. Gene Ontology annotation, molecular function: olfactory receptor activity; odorant binding; G protein-coupled receptor activity. The transcript has a single exon. Gene Ontology annotation, biological process: G protein-coupled receptor signaling pathway.
CACCAAAAAUUCCCCCCAAAAAACACAAAAAUUUGCCCAUGAAAGGGUUAAGGAUCAGCAAUAGUUUUAUUGACGAGAAAUUUUAAAUAGCUCUUGUUUAGGAACUGAGGACAAAUAGUCUGAGAAAUAUCAUGCAUACAGUGGUUGCAGUAUGUGAAAUCUUUUUUUUUUUUUUAGGGCUAGCAUAAUUCAUCAUCAAACACACACCCACUAUUUCCCAAGUGUUUCUCAUCACCUGGCUUCUUGGUUUUGAGCCUAACUUGUGGCUGUUGGUUUCAUUCCCUCCAGAAAGACACCUGUGAAGAGAGGACAUGGAUAUCUACAACCAAACUGCCAUCACAGAGUUCAUCCUCAUAGGGCUCUCUGACCUCCCAGAGGUGCGCUACCCUCUCUUUGUGGUCUUUGUUGCCAUCUAUCAGGUCACCUUGGUGGGAAAUGGAGCCAUUCUCCUUGCCAUUGGGACUGAGCAAAAGCUGCACACACCCAUGUAUUAUUUUUUGGCAAAUCUGUCCCUCUUAGAUAUUUUCUGUCCAUCAGCUACUGUUCCCAAGAUGCUCAAGAACCUCUUAACCAAGAAUCAGAGCAUUUCUUUUGUUGGAUGUGCUUUGCAGCUUUUUUUCCUAGUGGCCCUGGCAGGUACCGAAGUCUUCCUUCUCGCUGUCAUGGCUUAUGACCGGUAUGUGGCCAUAUGUUUCCCCCUUCGUUACACCCUCAUCAUGACAAAGGGGCGCUGUGUGAAGCUCACAGCAGGGACCUGGGCAUCAGGGUUUCUCAAUUCUCUUCUGCACACUGUGUUCACUUUCCGCCUGUCUUUCUGUAAGUCCAAUCAGGUCAACCAGUAUUAUUGUGACAUCCCUCCAGUGGUGGCCCUCUCCUGCUCUUCCACAUAUGUGGCAGAAAUGCUUGUCUCAGUGCUAGGAGGUGUCUUGGGCAUCAGCACAUUCCUGAUCACUGGUAUCUCUUAUAUCUACAUCAUAUCCACCAUCUUGAAGAUCAGGUCAGCUGAAGGGAGGCGCAAAGCCUUCUCCACCUGUGCUUCCCACCUCCUUGUGGUUUGUUUGUUCUAUGGUACAACGAUAUUUACCUAUAUCCGCCCCUCCUCCAGUCACCACUCCUCAGCCAGAGGCAGGCUCAUCUCAAUGCUGUAUGGUGUUAUUACACCAAUGUUAAACCCCCUCAUCUACAGCCUGAGAAACACGGAGGUAAAAGGAGCACUUAGAAAGGUUUUAUGUCAUAAGAUAUGUUUAAAGCAAGGAUGAUAAAACUCAUUUAGCAUUCUACUUAAUCUGAAUUUACAAGAAGGUUUGGAAGAAUUUACAGGAAUAAUAAUUUUACAUCGACAUAGAGAGGACGUACCUAUGUAUAUACAGAAAUUUAUACACACACACACACACGUAUAACUAUUGUUAU